ACCUCUUUGUGGCCCUUGUCUUCUUGGUGCUUGUCUGGUCUUCAGAGACCUUUUCCAUCAUUAUAACCAAGGAUAGGACUGUUGGGGAAAAUAUAUACCGGUGUAUUUUAAAUUAUUUGUUGCUCUGCACUGUGCAAACUCUCUUCACCAGCGACAGACAUUGUCGGACAGGAGGACAGAUAUUCCUGGGCGUCGUCUGGCCACCAAAGCAGAGCAUCCAUUCAUCCUUUCAUUGGCAGCUGAGGUUUUUUUUCCCAGACGAGCUAGCUAGCGUUAGCCGAGAGGCAGGGGGCAGCUGUGACAGAGGCGAACAAUGUCGGGUUACCAAGGAAAGAAGAAUAUUCCACGAAUCACAAGUGACCGUCUCCUCAUCAAAGGAGCAAAGAUAGUGAACGAUGAUCAGUCAUUCCUGGCCGAUAUCUACAUGGAGGAUGGAGUCAUCAAGCAAAUUGGAGACAACCUCAUUGUUCCUGGGGGAGUUAAGAUCAUAGAGGCUCAUGGGAGAAUGGUGAUGCCCGGGGGUAUUGACGUGCACACCCGUUUUCAGAUGCCUGACCGAGGCAUGGUGGCAGCAGAUGACUUCUACCAGGGCACCAGGGCAGCCCUGGCUGGGGGGACAACUAUGAUCAUUGACCAUGUGGUGCCAGAGCCUGGCGUAGACUUGGUCGCAGCUUUUAAACAGUGGAGGGAGUGGGCUGACAGCAAGUCCUGCUGUGACUAUUCUCUGCAUGUGGACAUCACCGAUUGGAACAAAGGCACCCAAGAAGAGAUGGAGACCUUGGUGAAGGACCAUGGUGUCAACUCUUUCCUGGUCUAUUUGGCUUAUAAGGAUGUUUUCCAACUUUCUGACUCCCAGAUCUAUGAGGUGUUCAGUGUCAUCAGAGAUCUUGGAGCCAUUGCACAGGUGCAUGCUGAGAACGGAGACAUCAUCUUAGAGGAGCAGAGACGUAUUCUGGAGCUGGGGAUCACUGGUCCUGAAGGUCAUGUGCUCAGCCGCCCAGAGGAGGUGGAGGCUGAGGCCGUGAACCGCUCAGUCACCAUAGCCAAUCAGACCAACUGUCCCCUCUACAUCACCAAGGUGAUGAGCAAGAGUGCUGCUGAUGUGAUUGCCCUCGCCAGGAAAAAGGGUGCUGUGGUUUACGGAGAGCCCAUAUCUGCCAGCUUGGGUACAGAUGGUACUCAUUACUGGAGCAAGAACUGGGCCAAGGCUGCAGCCUUUGUCACUUCUCCGCCGCUGAGUCCUGAUCCCACAACCCCCGACUACCUCAACUCUCUGUUGUCAUGUGGGGACUUGCAGGUGACUGGUAGUGCUCACUGCACUUUCCAGACCUCUCAGCGUGCAAUAGGCAAAGAUGACUUCACUCUUAUCCCAGAGGGCACCAACGGAACUGAGGAGAGGAUGUCCCUAAUCUGGGACAAAUGUGUGGUGACUGGUAAGAUGGAUGAGAAUCAGUUUGUGGCGGUGACCAGCACAAAUGCAGCAAAGAUCUUCAACCUGUUCCCCCGCAAGGGCCGCAUUGCUGUGGGCUCUGAUGCUGAUCUUGUGUUGUGGGACCCAGACGUCACCAAGAUCAUUUCAGCCAAGAGCCACAACCUGGCUGUGGAGUAUAACAUCUUUGAGGGCACAGAAGUGCGUGGAGGUCCUGUGGUUGUGAUCAGCCAGGGCAAGAUUGUGUUGGAGGAGGGCAGCUUUCACACCACGGAGGGUUGUGGACGCUACAUCAGCCGCAAACCUUUCUCUGACCACGUGUACAAGAGGAUAAAGGCUCGCAGCAGGCUUACAGAGCUGCGCGGAGUCCCCAGAGGCCAGUAUGACGGGCCGGUGUGUGAGGUGACUGUGACUCCUAAAGUGAUGUCCACAGUCACCUCAGUGAAGACUUCUCCUGCCAAGCAGCAGCAGCAACAGCAGCAGUCAACUCAGCAGCCGGUGCGCAACCUCCACCAGUCCGGCUUCAGUCUGUCUGGGGCCCAAAUUGAUGACAACAUUCCACGACGCAACACUCAGCGCAUUGUGGCGCCCCCUGGUGGAAAAGCUAACAUCACCAGCCUUGGCUAAGCUCUUUUGUUAACUGAGCCGGGGGAUGCAGGAAAAACACGGGACCAGAGGUCACUUCUACUGCUGUCACAUCACAUCUGGUCACCUCUGACUCCCCCUGCACCCAACCCACAAGUACUCCAUCCAUUCUCAUUCACACAUCACCAUUUUGUCACCUCAUGCAAAAAAAAAAAAACGACCUCACUAUUCCACCCUUUUGUCUUUCCUGCCAUAUUCCACUAUCAAGGAAGGAUCAUGUGAAUUGAAGCAGAUUGUUUUGCUGUUAAGACCAGUAUGAUCACUGAUUUAAUGAAUUUGUUUACAUUUUUUUGUAUAAUUGUUGCUGCAAAUAUUUGAGCUGUUCAUUUGCCCUCGCUGCUCUGAGAGUUGUCAGUUUCAGCGGGCAUGUCAGAAACUCCGUUUUUCUUAACACUCUGUUCAUUAGUCAGAUAUAAGUUUUAAUGUUUCUGGUGGUGCUGUUACUGCACCACCUUCAGUCUGUCAUUUUGUAACACUGUUUUACUAAAAUAUUGUUGCUUGAAUACAGAAAUAAUACAGAAAAAACAAAUGAAAUAUUAGACUUAACAAUAUGGUUUCUUCAUUUCAUAACAGCUCGUUUUAUCUGAGGUUUGCAGUAUUUUUUUGUGUAAGUAGUGUGAAAAGCUGAACAAUUCACCUUGGUCUUCCUUUUAUGUUGUUGUUGCACUUUUAAAAGAUUAAUAAUGUUGUUAUCACAUGAAGUCAUAUUGGAAAAAGCUCUCAAUCAUUCAGCUUAGCUCUGAAUAUGAGGGACGAAUCUGCUGGCAUGAAACAUUUCAGUCCAAGAAACAUGAAACGUUUCCUUCAUUUCAUUGUUUUAUUUUUUCCUCACGUCUAUUUAGAGGUUAUGAAGGCAGCAAGCUUCGGAGAGCUCAAAUGGUGUAUAUUUUUCAGAAAACAGACGAAGGAGAAGAUAGAUUGGAGAUUAGUGGACAACCUCUCUGCACCUGGUGCUAUAUGAGUAUUGCUGUUUCUGUGCAGAUGAUAUCUUUAACUCCACCCGGCAGUCAUGUCAGCCAGAGCAGAGUCACAUUACCAAUGUUUGACAUGAUUUGUUUCGCACCUGCAACAAUCCAAACAUUAAAAAAAAUGUCUGUGAGCUUGCAACUUUUUCUUUGUAAUGGAUAUAUCUGUAUGUUUUUGUUGAAUUGAACUACUUGCCUGCCUGUUCUGUAAGAUAUUGAUAGCACACUGUAUCUAUGAAGGCUCGUGAAAGAAGUGAAACCAUGAUCUUUGAGACCUGAUGAAAAAUCUUGUGGUAUGUAAAUGAAAUCCGUCACAGCGUGCUGAUGAUGUGUCCACUGUACUCGGUGUUAGUGUUGUGAAUGAAUUACCAGAUAUCCAGUUUUUUCUUCUCAUACCCCCAGACCCUCUACCCUCCCCGACACCAGACACACUCGAGGUAGUAACUGUAGAAAGUCACCAAACAGCAUUGGGUUUUCAGUUUUUAACGGUGAAACACUGGGUUAUUUCUUCCUCAUUGCCUUGUCAAGUGUAGGUUUCGUAUGGUGAGCUAUAAUGUGAAGUGAUUUACAUUCGGGGAAGUUUCUUAGUAAUGGUUGUUGAGUUGUGAUGUUGAGCACUGUUGUCGUCCCUCUCGCAGCACGUGUGAUACUCUCUCAGUCAUGUAUGUUCUGUAGGAUAUCAGGGUUUUAUGGGGAAAUCAUCAUCGGUCCUGUCAGCAUUUGACCAUAUCUGUGUUGACCUCAGUGGAUUAAAAUGAUAAAAUGAG
Molecule: messenger RNA, 3806 nt
Organism: Labrus bergylta (ballan wrasse)
Lineage: Eukaryota; Metazoa; Chordata; Actinopteri; Labriformes; Labridae
Gene: dpysl2a
Product: dihydropyrimidinase like 2a
Cellular component (GO): cytoplasm
Molecular function (GO): hydrolase activity, acting on carbon-nitrogen (but not peptide) bonds
Source: RefSeq, a predicted model, not a curated record